Mucor mucedo is the source of this 1242-nucleotide messenger RNA. RefSeq names its product kinase-like domain-containing protein. The transcript has 6 exons. Bases 1 to 1242 code for a protein of 413 amino acids. Gene Ontology annotation, molecular function: ATP binding; protein serine/threonine kinase activity. Gene Ontology annotation, cellular component: cytoplasm. Lineage: Eukaryota; Fungi; Mucoromycota; Mucoromycetes; Mucorales; Mucoraceae. The record is from RefSeq and is a predicted model, not a curated record. Gene Ontology annotation, biological process: protein phosphorylation; intracellular signal transduction; regulation of MAPK cascade.
AUGGCAUUGAUGCAAAAAUCUAGAUCUGAGCCCAAUUGUCAAACCGCAGCCGUAUACAACGCUUCUAUUUUUCCUAAACGUAAAUCUACCGGCAAUCUUCAUCAGCAGUCCAUGAGCCAAACCACUUGCAUGUCUCGCUCCACCACCACCAAAAUUUGGCGUCCUCCUGGCCAUUGUGAAAUUCCUGACAUUUUAGGCAACGCUUAUUUGAAACCAAGCCCACCUGUUUCUUUCGAUUUGCGACCUACUGAUAUUGCCAAGCAAGUGUCCAAGCGCCCAUGGUAUCCUCCCAGCCCCAAUUACCAAAUCCCCAAUCUUCCACCCGUUAAACGCUCGCAAAACAAAUUCGAAGCCAAAUUAAGAAAGCUUUUACCCAAAAAGAUUUCUAUUCGAUCCAGUGAUCCUAGUUCUCGUUACACUGACUAUAAGGAAGUGGGCACUGGUGUCAAUGGAGCCGUCGUGAGAGCCAGUUACCGCAAAAGACCCAACGUCCGUGUUGCCAUUAAGCGCUGUCGACUCGAUCCCGAUCGUGAAUACCGUGCUGCCAUUGUUCGCGAAUUACGCAUCAUGGCUUCCGGUCAUGCCAACCUGAUCAAGUUGCGCGAAGUCACUUUAUGUCAAGACGACAUCUGGAUGACCAUGGACCUCAUGCGAUGCUCUGUCUUUGCUGUCCUUUGUCAACGCGGUAUCCCUGAAGAAUACACUGUCUAUAUGGCUUGUGAAACCUUGAAGGGUCUGUCCCACUUGCAUUCUCAAGGCAUUUUGCAUCGUGAUGUCAAGUGUGAAAAUCUUUUAUUAGGCUGGCAUGGAGAAGUUAAAUUAGCUGAUUUUGGAUUAUCUGCACGCAUUGCCCGUCCAAAUCAUGAGCGACUCGGCACCACCAAAUGGAUGGCUCCUGAGGUAAUUAGAGAAGAAUACUACAGUGAAAAGAUUGACAUGUGGUCUCUUGGUAUUACGAUUAUUGAAAUGAUGGAUCGUGUGCCACCUCACUACUCAAUCAAGGACGAAGAAGAGUUAUUUGAUAUCAUUGCUACUGAACCCAGCCCUACAUUUACAUACAGCUAUCCUACCAUGUACAUGAGAGGUUUAGUCGCUUGGUUAUUAGACGAGGAACCCGAAACAAGACCCAGUGCUCGUGAUGCUCUCAUGGAAAUUGAGGCUCAUAUUCAAUCGAAUCUUUUACCUUGUUCUAACCCCAGGGACAUGACUCGUUUCUUGAACCAAGUCUUGCCUGAAUGUUAA